This is a messenger RNA of Fundulus heteroclitus (mummichog), 2910 nucleotides long. It is a transcript of the gene rpp40, whose product is annotated as ribonuclease P/MRP 40 subunit. The transcript has 9 exons. The coding region runs from base 135 to 1184 and encodes 349 amino acids. Gene Ontology annotation, biological process: tRNA 5'-leader removal; tRNA 3'-end processing; endonucleolytic cleavage in ITS1 to separate SSU-rRNA from 5.8S rRNA and LSU-rRNA from tricistronic rRNA transcript (SSU-rRNA, 5.8S rRNA, LSU-rRNA). Gene Ontology annotation, molecular function: ribonuclease MRP activity; ribonuclease P activity. NCBI's taxonomy places the organism in Eukaryota, Metazoa, Chordata, Actinopteri, Cyprinodontiformes, Fundulidae. Gene Ontology annotation, cellular component: multimeric ribonuclease P complex; ribonuclease MRP complex. The record is from RefSeq and is a predicted model, not a curated record.
AACCCAGUUGGCCUGACCUCAGUCACACGUCGCCACUCCGGGCAGCAGAGGGCGCUGUCUCACUCACAACAAACCCAGAAGAAACGGAGCUUUCUUCCUCCUGAACAGAACCCAGUAGGACCCGCUUAGUAAAGAUGUGUGCGGACCUGAGCCGAACCCCCCGGAACCUGCUGGUGUGUGAGCGGUCCAGUUUCCUGGACGAGAAGAACCGCCUCAGUUUUCAGGUGGAACAGCUGCGCUUCAACUACAAGGUGUCGCUGCUGCUGCCUGAGUGUGGCUCCGCCCCCUCCCACCUGGAGUCCACACUGAACAGCUUCAGCAGGUUCUACCUGGUCAAGAAGUUGCCCAUAUAUGAGCUACUGGACAAGGACUUCCUGCAGAACGCCGUGUACCAGGGCAGCGUGUACGGCCUGUCCUUUGGAACUCGGAUCGACGAGGAUAAUUGUGUCGCUCUGAUGCCAAACGGACGUCUGGUUCUCUCUCUGGACAAAGACAGCUACGAGAUGUUGGGCUUUGAAGGGAGACCGUCCAGGUUCAACCACAGAACCUGCAGCAGAUUUGUGGUACCUGUGGACCUGAAGGAGCGCAGCAUGGCUCCUGGGAGCCCGGGCUACCGCCGGCUCCUCAGAGCCCUGAGCUCACACCUCAAACUGCAGACAGACUUCCUGAUCUCGCACCAUCCAGGGGGCGGGGCCGCUCUGAAGGCCCUCCUCUCGCGCUACGAUUGGUCGGAGCGCCGCCCUGAGGUGUGCAGCCGCCGCCUGAGCGACCUGGUCUGCCCCGACCUGCGGUCAUGUGACCCUCACAGCCUGCUGGAGUGGCUGGGAGCCGCGGACGCCGACGUCAGCUGCCAGAACUCGUCCAGCAGCUUCCUGUCUACGCUCACCUGUCCAGAACCGACGACGACCCUGGCGGCGGCGCUGAGCGCGUCCGUGAGCGGCCUGCUGCUGCCGCAGGACGUGCAGCGGCUGGUGGAGCAGCUCAGGUGUCACCUGCAGCAGGAGCAGACGGCGUCCUGGGCCUCUGUGACGGUCCACGGCUUCGCUGACGGUCCCGUGUCCUGGGGGGACGAGGAGCACGGCGUCCUGACCGGAGGAGAGAACUUCUACAACCUGCUGAUGUUCCACGACCACACCUACCGGCUGCACCUGGCCACGGGGCCGCAGGACGGCUGCCCGCCAUGACGGCCGCCCGCCAUGACGGCCAGGACCAGAACCUGCAGCCGCGGAACCACAUGUGGGUUCUCUGGUUCUCUGAGGGGACCGUCACACCGUGUUCCUGCUUGAAUAAAGUUGUUCUUGUUCCGCGGACCUAAAGGUUCUGGAGUUCUGGACCGACCAGAAUUCACCAGCUGGUUCUGUGGGCUCGGGUCACUGAACAGAACCGGUUCUCCUGUUCCUGGUCUGAAUGGACAUAAAUACGAUUAAAGAAAGCUUUGUGACGACGUCUGGUUUCAGUUCCUUCACCCUGCACAUCCGGGUCAGAACCACGCUCCUGGUACCGGUCUGGGUUGGACCAGAACACCAAGAUGAAAGUAGCGUCUGCAAGGCAGAACAGUGCAGCUAGAUUAAGAGUUCCACACUUAAGUUUCCCUCCUUUUUAUGCACAUUUACAUAAAGGCAAACAUUCAUAAUCAGAUUUUACUAAAUAACUAAAACAGGAAGGAGGUUCUGGUUCUGGUUCUGGUUCUUGAUGUAAGGCAAACGUUUCUUCCAUCUCUGAUGGAAUGUCUAGUCUGUGUUCAGAACGUCUUCACUGCAGGCUGUGGGUUCCUUCUGUUCCCUCUGAAGGAACCCUCUACACUCUUCAUUUAUGCAUUGUCCCACUUUUAUUUAUUAAAUGUUUAUGACAGGAUGAACCAGCAGCUGCAUCAGCGUAAAGCAGAACCUCUGCGUGCUUCAAGCAGCGGAGGGGAAAUCAUGGAGCGUAGCGGCUUCACCAUGUUCACACCAGCUGCAGACAGCCUUUCCUCAUGAGUUCUUUAAUUUCUACCAGAUGAUCCUCGGUGGGGCCGUGACCUUUGACCUUUAGUGUCUAACCUGCAUUAGCUGCAGUGAUAGCUGACUGCUACUAUCCUCCUUCUCCUCAGCUCCAAACAUUUCCACCCACUGAAUGUCUGGUUCUAAACCAUCAGCUUCUUCAUCCUGCCUCCUUCUGUGGGAUCAGAGAUGUUCUCUGGACCGCAGCAGAACCGGCUCAGCGUAAUUCUGUUUAUGCAUCAUUUUAUUCCUCACACAGCUCUGACCCAGCAGUGGGUUAGGCUGGAACCCUGGUUCCCUGCUGGGCCUUUUCCAGAACCCUGGUUCCCUGCUGGCCCUGUUCCAGAACCUUGGUUCCCUGCUGGGCCUGUUCCAGAACCCUGGUUCCCUGCUGGCCCUGUUCCAGAACCCUGGUUCCCUGCUGGCCGUGUUCCAGAACCCUGGUUCCCUGCUGGGCCUGUUCCAGAACCCUGGUUCCCUCGUUCUCAGCGCUCAGCAGCGGCUCGCCUUGGUGCCUGUUAGGAUCUUAUUGACCACUUUCCUUAAUGAAGGCGGGUUCUACGGUUCUCAGGCGGGUUCUAUGGUUCUCAGUCAGGCGGGUUCUACGGUUCUCAGGCGGGCGGGUUCUACGGUUCUCAGUCGGGCGGGUUCUAUGGUUCUCAGUCAGGCGGGUUCUACGGUUCUGUCAGGCGGGUUCUACGGUUCUCAGUCAAAGACGUCAGCGUGUUUACAUUCAGUGUUCUCUACUAGAACCACAGCAGCAGUAGGAACGUCUGGAUGGUUCUGUGCUGCAGAACUGGCUUUAUAUGGAAAUAAUUCUAGAGCUUGAUGGCGACCUGGUUCUGGUCCGUCUGAGUUUAGAGUCAAUAAAGAAACAAACCAAACCGCUCGGCCUCAUGGGUUCCUGUCACUGCCCCCCCCCCCCCCCCCC